GUCAUAUAAAAUACGGUCAUAACAAAUGCAUGCAUGUUUCCUUUCAAAUGCUGCUUUUCUUUGGCUUCUUUAUGUUCUCAUAUCAGUGUUGUUCAUGAUAUAUUGUCCAAUGAUCAAUAAAAAAUUUGCAGAUUCCCAGCUUCCAGUGUACUAACGGUACAACUAGUAUUUUUUUAGUAAUAAUUUAUAUGAUUAUAAGGUGUGGCAAAGUAAUAGUCUUUGAUUUUAUAGUAUUUGAUUAAUGGGCUUGGAACUUGGAAGUUCUGAAACUUUGAAGAGCAUGUUGAAGUUCUGAAUUAUUAGUGUUUAAAAUAAGAAGAAGAAAGAAGGGAAAGUAAGACAUAAUAUUAAGAAAUUGAGGAAAAGAGGGUGGUGGGAGUUUGGAGUCAGAUAGUUGCUUGUGGGUAUCACUGGCUGUGGGUAUUAUUUUAGUGGUUUGAAUCUGUUGGCUAUGUCUCCUCCCUUCACUAAGUUAACCCGGAAUUCAUGGGGUUUGCCGCCGCACAGGGAAACAGGCACUUCUUGGGUUCUCAUGUCAUUUAAGAGAGCCUUUAAUUAAAAGUGACUUAAUCCCAUAUCCUUUUUUCUCUCUUUCCCGUUCACCAUUCUGCCUUAGUUUCUGCCAAGAUUCGGUCGCGCUGGCUGCAUAUGUUCUCCUCCUUAAGAUCUUCCGAUAUUUCGUUGAAAUUAGACCGUUCUGUUAAUUCUUGUUAUUUGGUCCCAUUCCUUGGGGGGUCUAAAUGUUCCAUUUUCAGGAAAUUUUUCGUGAUUGGUGUAAUAUAUAUCCUGCGUGAUUGCAAACGCAUUUGUAUUGUCUGGGAAUUGAUGUUCUAGGAUUGCAUUCGUUUUUACUGCGGAUACUACACUUUUGUGUAGAAGCCACGGCAGUUCAGAUCUUUAUUGACCAAGAUGAAGUUUAUGAAACUUGGAUCAAAGCCAGAUACAUUUCAAAGUGAAGACAAGCAUGUCAGGUAUGUGGCCUCAGAGCUGGCUUCUGACAUUGUUGUCAAUGUCGCAGAUGUGAAGUUUUAUCUGCACAAGUUCCCCCUGCUCUCCAAGAGUUCUCAGUUGCAAAAGUUGGUUUCAACAGCAAAUGAACAGAGCAGUGAUGAUGUGAUAAUCACAGACAUGCCGGGAGGGCCUGCUGCUUUUGAAAUUUGUGCCAAAUACUGUUAUGGAAUGGUUGUUACCUUAAAUGCUCACAACGUAAUUGCUGCUCGUUGUGCAGCCGAGUAUUUGGGGAUGCAUGAAACUAUGGAAAAAGGGAACCUUGCAUACAAAAUUGAUGUCUUCCUGAACUCUGUUAUUUUCCGGAGCUGGAAAGACUCUAUCAUAGUUCUGCAGACAACUAUGUCAAUGCUCCCAUGGUCUGAGGAUUUGAAGUUGAUCAGUCACUGUGUUGAGUCUAUUGCUUCGAGAGCAGUAGUUGACACUUCCAAGGUAGACUGGUCCUACACAUAUAACCGGAAGAAGCUUCCAGAGGAAAAUGGAACCGAUCCAAAUUGGAACGGAGUUAGAAACUACAAAGUAGUGCCAAACGACUGGUGGGUUGAGGACCUAUCUGAGCUUGAGGUUGAUUUAUAUAAGAGGGUUAUGGCUAGUAUCAAUAGCAAAGGCAUUAUUUGUGGUGAAGUGAUUGGAGAAUCUCUGAAAGCUUAUGCAUAUCGACAUUUUCCCGCUCUUAUCAAGGGUGUGACACGAUCUACAGAUAAGACAAACUAUCGAUCCACUGUUGAUACAAUCAUUUUUCUGCUUCCUGAUGAGAAAGGCUGUGUUUCAUGCAGUUUCUUGCUGAAAUUGUUAAAAGCAGCGAUAUUAGUGGACUCUGGUGAAGUGGCAAAAAAAGAGUUAAUCAAGAAAAUAGGACACCAACUAGAACAGGCCUCUGUCAGUGACCUUUUAAUGAAAGCACCUGAAGGAGAUACUUUGAUGUAUAAUGUCGAUGUUGUAUUGAACAUAGUGCACGAGUUUCUAAUUCGCGAUCAAAAUUCUGAAAUCAAAGCACUCGAAGCAGACGAGGGUCAGGAAAUUAAUCAACCUGGGAUAUUGUCUGAAGCGUCUAAGCUAAUGGUGGCCAAGUUAAUUGAUGGAUACCUUGCUGAAAUUGCAAGGGAUCAGAAUCUGCCUGCGUCAAAGUUUAUUGAACUCGCUGACAUGGUCUCGAGCAUUUCAAGGCCUGGACAUGAUGGGCUUUACCGUGCGAUUGAUAUGUACCUCAAGGAACAUCCUGGGAUUACCAAGAGUGAGAGAAAGAAGAUAUGUAAGCUCAUGGACUGUAAGAAGCUAUCAGUAGAUGCAUGCAUGCACGCUGUGCAGAAUGAAAGGCUCCCAUUGAGGGUAAUUGUCCAGGUGCUUUUCUUCGAGCAGGUUCGUGCUGCGGCUACAUCUGGGACCAGCACCCCUGACUUGCCAAAAAGCAUCCGAGACUUGAACUACGGGUCCCAAAGAAGCUCAAGAUCAACACCCAAUGCAGAUGAAGAUUGGGACGCAGUGGCUACAGCUGAGGAAUUGAAGGUUUUAAAGGGUGAGUUAGCCGCGUUGAAGUUGGAAAGGAAGAACAGUGAGAAAAUUGAAGGUAGACGUAGUGUUGACAAAGCUGCCUUCCAUAAGAUGAAAGGAGUGUUAAUGACAAAGAAGAUAUUUGCUAAGCUUUUGUCAAGUAAGCACGGUAAUGGCGAUACAAGUGGCUCAGAUUCAUCAGAAAGCCCUAGUUCUGCAAAUCCUGAAGAAGCUAAAUCUAUGUCUUCCACCCAUAGAAGAAUUUCAGUUUCUUAGUAUUGUUAUUAAUUUAUAGUCGUCUUGUUGGUCUAAUAAUCCUUUCAUAUUUUUCUAUUUUGUUGUAGCACUUCUGUUUCUAUUCUUCCUCUUAAAACAUUAGAUGUCAUAGAGUUAGUGGUUAUUCGUCGUCUUCAAGUAAAAAAAAGGUAAGCAUUUGUAUGGGACGUAUUGGAGAUAGAGAAAUAAUGAUAUUUCAAUUAUCAAACAUAGAUCCCCUGAAAAAAAAAAUCUAUAUAUAUAUCUAAAGUAGAAUCUUA
Messenger RNA from Beta vulgaris subsp. vulgaris (sugar beet), 3035 nucleotides. RefSeq names its product BTB/POZ domain-containing protein NPY2. Bases 910 to 2775 code for a protein of 621 amino acids. NCBI's taxonomy places the organism in Eukaryota, Viridiplantae, Streptophyta, Magnoliopsida, Caryophyllales, Amaranthaceae. The transcript has 5 exons. The record is from RefSeq and is a predicted model, not a curated record. Gene Ontology annotation, molecular function: protein binding.